AUUUCCGUGUUGACGAAUCAUUGUUACCAAAACGGAGAACUAAUCUCAAGAAACCUAAAAAAAGAUUUCGUCUAAUAUUAGUUGCUACAACACCUAUGUGUCGAAAAAAAAGGAAUGUAAUUGCCUUUCUCCGAGUGCUAUAUAAGCUGCCGAGCUCACACGCUGUUGAGUUAUUUUUUUCAUAGGUUUUUAUAGAGGCAUCAUGGCGUGCACUCAAUUUUUGCGCUCUGCUUGGACUUUCGGAUUCUGUUUAGCGUUAAUUCUAGUGUUAUGUUUAGCUGACGAGCUUAAUAAGAGCGACGAUGAAAAAACUAUAACAGACGAUGACGUAUCAGCUAAAAUGCUCUCCAAGUCUGGAAAAAUCAUGAUUGUUCGAGAUAACGAUGAUGACGACGACGACGAUGAUGAUGAUGAUGAUGAUGACGAUGAUGAUGACGAUGAUGAUGACGAUGAUGAUGACGAUGAUGACGAUUUUAGAGACGAUAACGAAGAGAUGCUAUCAUUUGAAGUGGACGAGGUGGAGGAAAAAGAUGUCAAUGGAAAUGAUGUUGAUAAGUUGCAGAGGCAUUCUGUGGACUCCUUUGACGACGUGGACUUUACGUUCACAAAAGUAGACACCCAGGCGAAAUAUGAUGGACUUCCUGUUACAAACGUAAACCUAUCAGCGACCCUACGUGGUUCUUCUUCUCUGGAGAUAAUGGUUUAUCUGUUUCGUCAGGCGGGGAAGGUUACGUUUGGGAAUGAAACCUUUAGAGUGGAAAAAGGAACAGUAAAGUUUAAUAUUAAGAUCAGUAACUGGGAUUUCUGUGACGGGUCAUCUUUUGACUGCGAUGAAGGCAAAGUUGGAGAAUUUCUUGAUCUCAAACUUAAAAUCAAGAGCAAGGAUUUUCCAGCAGAAAUAAGUGACGAUGACAGGAAAGCCGCCGCAAAGAGACCCAUCUGUGAUGACGAUGACGAUGACGAUGGUGUCGAUGAUCCGAACGAUAGCGAUGACGACGACGAUGAUUGUCCGAGCAUUUAUGACAUCGGCGGAGACUCGGAAAUGCUGCUAAAUAAAGGAGUGGUUACCGAUGAUGAUAAAUACACUGCCUUCCCUGAGGGAUAUCCUAAUUACGAGGUCGAGGACGGAGAAAAGAAGUUUGUUUUCCGCAUCCCUAAGUUCAAGAAAAGUGUCUUGGUUGAUCCAAGUGUAAACGUAGGCCGAGUCAAUGGCGUCAACUCUUUAGCGCAGGCUAAUAUUGGACUGGCCUUUUUGCUAUUUAUCGCCGCUUUUAUUGUAACUAAUUAUACCUAAAAGCUCUUCGUCAAAGGUAGAAUUUCUUAUUAUGUGUCUGCUAGUAAUUCUAAUUCGUUGAACAGGACAAAUUGAUACUUGUAACUGAAAAAAAUGCCAUAAAUUGGUAUUUUUUUACGUCGACAGAUAAAUUCUUGAUAGAGACUAUUCACAGGUAUUUUGUUAAUUUAUUGGGUCACUUUAGAGGCAACGCCCAAGCCAUCCCUUGAUGGGACGGUUUAGCUCCCUUUAUUGGUAAAGUCUACAAAUUCAGAAAUAGUUUGAGGAAGGCAAUUGCCUGCUCUUGUGUGAAUGCCUUUAGCUCUACACAAACAAAAAAUACACGAUAUGACACUAUUGAAAGGAUUAAGUAGAAAAAUAUUAUUGAAACGAAAAUCUCUGGGGCUAUGAUUCUGAGGCGACGACGCACACAGGUCAGAGGUGAUUUACUGAAGUACAACUUAAAAGUUUCCUUGAAACUGAAAUUGCACUUUGUUUGCUGACGUUACAUCUCUGCUGAGUGCUGAAAAGAGUUUUCAAAAUGAUACAAUAGAUACGUAGGUUUUUUUCAGUAAAUGCUAUGAAUAUCUAAAACUUUAAAAUAACAUAAUCUGUUGAACUGACUUACCUCAGAUCGGUUUCCUACAAAACGCACAAUAGACCAUUUUACAGUUGUGUACUUAGUUGCCAAGCCUUUGAUUUGAA
This is a messenger RNA of Stylophora pistillata, 1978 nucleotides long. RefSeq names its product skeletal aspartic acid-rich protein 1. The record is from RefSeq and is a predicted model, not a curated record. NCBI's taxonomy places the organism in Eukaryota, Metazoa, Cnidaria, Anthozoa, Scleractinia, Pocilloporidae.